This is a messenger RNA of Bufo gargarizans (Asiatic toad), 3861 nucleotides long. Its product is annotated as KAT8 regulatory NSL complex subunit 1-like. NCBI's taxonomy places the organism in Eukaryota, Metazoa, Chordata, Amphibia, Anura, Bufonidae. The record is from RefSeq and is a predicted model, not a curated record. Gene Ontology annotation, cellular component: NSL complex. The coding region runs from base 468 to 3125 and encodes 885 amino acids. The transcript is spliced from 13 exons. Gene Ontology annotation, molecular function: histone acetyltransferase binding.
UGGAUUAUUGUUUUGUUUUUUGCCCCUCCGUCGGCUUUUGUUUCGCUUGCCGCUCUCAUUAGUAAUAUAUAGAUAAUACAGUAAACGAAGAAGGCGACAAACACUCAUCUCAGGAUUUUUGUUCAUUUCUUAAAUCGUGUCGGGAUGUAGUGGUAGGUCCCGGGGCGCGGAGUGACAGGCACGGCACAAGAUGGCGGCGGGCGGGGUAAGCGCGCAAUGGAGGAGGAGGCGGGGGGAGGAGUAAAGGAGCUUUGUUCCCCUGGCUUCCCGGGUGGGGAGAAGGCCUUCGCCGCCGCGCUUUGGGCGUUCUGAAGAGACGCGGCUACGAGUUACCGCUUCGAGUGCCGGGGGUUUGAGAAGUGUCCCCCUCCCCCCGGCGGCCGGGCCAUGAAGAGCCCGGGACCCCCGGAACCGUGACGCGUGAGCCGCCCCCCUCCUCCACCGGCGCCGCCGCCGGAGCUCCCUGUAUGGCGGACAUGGCCCCGGCGCUAACCGGAGCCCCACAGGAAGCUCCCCACCGGCUGAAGCUGAGCGCCUCGUCCCCGGCCACCGAGCGAGGUCUGCCCGUGUGGAAGCCGGAGCUAAACGGGGCGGGCAGCCUCCUCCUACUAAACGGGCGAAGCGAGGACUGUGCCCCGGAGCGGCCGGGCAAGAGCAGGUGGCUGCCGGAGGCCGAAGACAGGAGGCCGGAGAAUGUGCCUGAGUCCGGGAUUACUGCCGUGGAGGACAGGCCGGGGGAGGGCGCGGAGACCGGGGCCCUGUGCGCGCGGAGGGCGGCACGCAUGAGCAGCCGGCAGCAGGAGCUCGGAGCCCGGGCCCGCAGGCUCUGCCGGAGGCUGCAGGUCAUCCAGGCCAAGCAGGUGGAGCGGCACGUCAGGCAGCAGCUGGCCGGGCUGGUGGAGCUGCUGGCGGAGCGGGGGGCGGCGGGGCUGCCGGGGUCCCCGCACACCGAACUGGACAGGUUGGCGAGCAGCUCCACGGCCCGGCUGCGGGCGGCCCAGGGAGGCUUCGACUCGGACGCUACAGAGAGCAGCUCCGGGGAAGAGAGCGACGGAGAGGAGGCGUCAGAGAGCAGCCCGGAGCGGGGGGAGAGGAGCGAGGAGGAGCCGCGGCCAGCCCCGGGGUCUCAUCAGCGUGCGUCUCAUCAGCGUGCACAGUGGAGGUGGACGAUGGAGCGGGCGGCUAUUAUCUGUCGCUGGACCUGGUUACAGGCUCAGGUUUCAGACCUCGAGUUUCGGAUAAGGCAACAGACGGAGAUCUACAAGCAAAUCCGAUGUACUAAGGGAAGUGUUGUGCUUGGGGACUCUCCGCAGAGCGAGGACACCACGCCGCGCCAGUCCGCAGGACCUUCAGCAGUGCUGAAUACAAGAGGCAGCCGGUUGCCUUCUUCCUCGUGUUCCCCAUCUGUCGUUAAAGCCCCAUCCGGUAACAGUCUAUGUCAAGCCUCGUCUGUCACUUCUUCCUCCUCCGCUCUGCCGAGUGCAGACAAACAGUGUUCCCGCCUUACACAGUCUGAAAAUGUUGCGUGUCAAAAUCCUCCCACCAAGUCAGUGUGCGACUUCCCCGGAUCCCAAAAAUCAUCUCGUCAAGUCAACGGAUUCAUAAAUUGUGUGCGUCCCAGUCUGUCUUGUAAUGGUUCCUCAGAAGAUCUGGAUCCUGAAGAAGUGCUGGGGAAAAAACGCCGUGUUGAGGGCCUUUCUGCAGCACCAGCGCUCCCCGACUCCUCCUGCAUGGCUGCCAGAACACGACCCUUGCGCGGGCACAAGAAACGCCGAUUGGUCAGAUCCAGUGAGGUGUCGUCUCUCAGCAGGAAGCCACAGAAGCAGCUGUCCACGAAGUGUGGCUGUGAGCCUCCAACCACUUGCAUUCUUUGCGGAUGCAAGACUUACUUGAAGACUACACAUCCCAGCACCAUGAGCGAGCGCAUAGCACUAAUCGAUCCAUGCUACCACCCCAUCCUCUCCUUCCCCUACGAUACACCCCUUAAUUUGCACUUUGAAGCAUUGCUGAAAGAAGACAGGCAGUUCCGGGUCUCUCACAAACUCAAAGCUCUCAAGUUUUCUCAGCUGAGCAAAAAACCCUCAGAAAAGUUGCGUAGAGACUGUCAUAGCCCGACGCCGGACUUCACAGGCAGGUCUCUGUUCCGAGAGGACAAGCAGCACAGAGGAACGCCGAACUCCAGCAUACACAUAUCCAGCCCCGUGACUCCAAGACCAAGCAAUGCAGCCCAGCAGCUUUCAUCCCUCACAGAAACUCCCCCUUCAUCCAACUCAGCGGCUCUCAAGCGGAAAAGGUUUGAAAAUUCAUAUGACAUAGAUAACAUUGUCAUUCCAAUGUCUAUGGCGGCGGCAGCUCGUGUGGAGAAGAUACAGUACAAGGAGAUCCUAACCCCUAGUUGGCGAGAGUUGGACCCUUCAGAGCAAACAUCCCUGGAAGAAGAUCCACAGCUUGAGGAUCUGUCCGCAGAGGCAUAUCAGAACCGCCACAGUGCAUACGAGGAUAUGGAGCGUUCCCGCUGGGAUUCCUGGACUUCAGCUGCUUCGCAGAGGCGAGGAAGCAGAUCCUCUAACAAAUCUGAUGGUCGAUGGACGCCACAACCCUCAUCCAAUAGCCAAGGGUCGUUCCAACAGCCAGCCUCUCCGGACUUUGGUUUCCACAGCCUUAAUGAGGUCCCACUAACCCUGUCAUCUGCUGCAACAGACAACCAGGAGCCUUACAGCACUCUCCAAUGCCUCUCUGUCUACAGCCGCACCAGGGGGCUUUCCUGGAGUGAAGACACCAGAUCUUCCACCCCUGAGGUCCCAGAUGAAGAAGAACAGACUGUUGCACCUUGGGAACAUCGCUCAUUUCCCCUCUCAGACCGAGACCAUCGCGUUCUCCAGAGUUCGCCAGUAACUGCACCGAACAGAAACAGGAAUAAGCCUGAUGUGCUGUGUAACGCAGGGAGCAAGUCUGGCCUCCAGGCUGAGGGCAUGGACUCUGGCAUGUCAGCAGAAGACCUCAUCACCACCUCCAAAGAUCCCCCUCUACCCAACAGCAUUUCAGUUGUUCGAUUUCGUGCCCAUAGCGGUGAGAAAAUCGCAAGCCUGGAAUAUUUUCCCACUAGGCCGGUGAACAAGAGAUGAGAGCGCCUCCUCUUUGUAAGACGUGUACGACCAGAGAAUGCAAAUCCCAUGUACUUUAUUUCAGUAUCAAGUGCUUGGCUGACUUGCCGGCCCAGGCAGAAAAGUAGGAGCCACCAGUAAUUGGUCGGGGGUCCUGGGCUCAGCAGCACACUGAAGUAAAAGGCCUAUGAUGAGGUUAUAGCAGAGAGCAAAGGCCACAGGCUGAACCUCAUGCCAUUUAACGUAGGCAGUGGGAAAGUCUCCCGAUGUGGACAACGCCAAUAUCCUGCAGCUUCAUGAGGUGCAAAAGGCAGGGUAGGUACAUGGAGCAGGCUGAGGAAGGCAGAGAGGGGGAGGAUUUAUAGGCAUUUCUGAAUGGGGGGCAAAAAUCGGGUUUAGACCCUUAACCGCCACAAGGAGCGCUCUUCAGCUACAGAUGGUAAGAUGCUCUUCGGGUGUCAGUUUCCGUCACUAGUUCUUAGCUUCUGUUCUUCAUCACUGUGUAACCUUACAGCAGGAGAAGCCGAUUCUCCACAUGUCUGGCGGCACAUCCACAGGACACAGCGCCGUGAGCGGCCACAGCCUCGACAAGGAGAGAAAAUAAUGAAGCAGCAAAGCGACUGGACUGAGAUUCCUCUCCCUUUCCCUGGGAACAAAAUUGUGUAAUUGAAUGAGUGGGAAGAAUUGUCUCCUGUCUGAGAAUAGCCGGGUGUAUAUGGAGGUAGAUUAAAAAUAAUAAAUUCUAAAUCAUAUUGGA